This is a messenger RNA of Aspergillus calidoustus, 486 nucleotides long. The record is from the annotation of a GenBank genome assembly. Lineage: Eukaryota; Fungi; Ascomycota; Eurotiomycetes; Eurotiales; Aspergillaceae.
AUGAAUUGGCGUGACGGGAUUUGGUUAUGGGUCUUGUGCAAGCUUGGCGUGCACGCUCGCCUGGCCGCGAGGUAUGCCCGCUUUCUGGAACAGAGUCCAGAGCACUCGCUGACAACCAGCCUGACGUGUCCAGCGUCCCGGACCAAGAGGGCCCUAUCAACCACCGACGCGUCACAUCCGUGCCACGGGUCCCUGAUUCCAGGGUCGGCUUGGCCCAAUCUCGGUCCCGCGGAGGCGCUAGUGCACCAGUCUCGUCGGCUGCACCGUCUUGCCGGUUACGAUGCCAACGUUGCGGUGGAACGCGUUCGCGGACCUACCAUUGCCGACACUCCGCGAUCCAGCAGCGUAUCCCGCGAUAGGAGUCUGUUCUCGCCGUCGGACGGGCUGCGCAAACACGAAGAUGUUGAAGGAGCGGAGUACUGGACGGUGGUACUAUGGACCGUUCGACUGCGGAAUUACCGGGCUGGGGGCAUGCGUUGGACCUGA